AAACUCAAUCAAUUAUAUCAUCUCUUCUCUCACUCUCAUUCACCUUUUUUCCCUUUUCCUUUUCGCACCGUAAACAUCACUAAUCGCGUCCCUUCUUCGUUUCUCCUCUUCUUCUUCUUCCUAUUCCUAUUCUUUCUCACUCGUGUGAGGUUUCUUUCGUUUCACUCAUUCAUAAUCAAUAACAAUAUUCACCCUGAAACUUAUCCUCUUCCGUUACGAUUCUCUCUGUUUUUUUUUUCCGUAUUUUUUUAAUUUUUUUUUUUUGUGUGAGGAAGAAUGUCGAAGAAGAAAGUGAGUGGAAGCACCAUGACACUCAAGGACUUCCACGGCGGUUCUAUUCCCUCCGAUCUCCCUCUCCCUUCCGCUCCCGGCGUAACUGUGAGGCCUUCAGAUCGAGUUGGUUAUGAUCGGCCUGCAACAUGGGGAAAUCCGAUGGGGAGACCGGAUCAUUGGUCUCGGCCCCACACGUCUCCGGCUACUAGACAUUACGAUGAUAAAUCGUUGUUUCUUCCACAUACUGCUCCAAUUGGUAGGAAUUUUGAUGAGGAUGAGAGGAAGCCAUUGGAUGGUAGUUCGGCUCCGAGGAGAACGAUUAGUGAUGAGAGUAUUCGUGCUCCUUUGCCUUCUUGUGUUGAGGUGAAGCGUAGUAGUUCAUUGAGCAGGCAAGUGGCUGCUCCGGUGUCACCUGUUAAUGUUAAUUCGUAUUCGGCUAGGCUUACCGAGGCAACUCAUGUGGGAAAUAAUUCCCAGAGUUUGGGGGUUAGUAGUGGUGGUGGUGGUCACCCGAAUGUGUGGUCAAUGAGGAAGGAGGUGGCGAGUGCCAUUGAGUUGGAGCAAUCUGCUUGGGCUAGUGCGAAUGCUGUUUCCAAGUUGGCUCAUGCCAGUGCGCUUGAUAAGGUAUCGUCUGGUAGAUGGCAGACGGUUCAUUAUCAGACAGAGGUUGAGGCGGUUAGACCAACUAAAGUGGAGGGUAGACCGCAUGCGUAUAUUAAUAGUAAUAGGAUAGAUACAGUUUUUGAAAAGGAACAUUCUGAUGAAAUGCUGGCAAGGCAUGCUGAAAGGGGUUUAGUUAUUGAUAAUCAGAUGCAAGGCGGUGGUAGGAAUGAGUUACUCGAACAUGAAAGGUCGGGAGUUCAUAAGUAUUCAGAUGUACGGCCUAGAAGUGUAGCUCAGUUUUCGGAUGGAGUUCAGCCUGCUCGAACUGAUGGCAAAGCUGUUGGCUCGGAAUCACAACACCCUGUAGCUUCUGAACCUAUUGAACGACCUAAACUGAAGUUGCUGCCGAGAACAAAGCCACUAGAAAGUUCUGAACCUUCUGUUAUUGAACCCACACAGGGAUAUCGUCAAGUUAAUGAUUCUGUCCCUGUCGAAACUGUUCCUCAGAGACAUGGACAUGCCAAUUUUGUGAAGUCUGUUUCGGUUGGAACCGAGAGUCCAAAGGAUCCAGGACAGCGUCCAAAGCUGAAUCUGAAGCCUCUGAAGCCUCGGCCUGAGGUCCAUGAACAGUCAGAAGCAAGCAAGGAAAGAGACAGGAAUGCUUUAUUUGGUGGAGCUCGCCCUCGAGAACUAGUUUUGAAGGAGCGAGGGGUUGAUGAUGUUGCAAUAAAAAACUAUGACGUUGUUGGUAAUUCAAAUAGGGUUGAACAAAAUACUCCUAGGUCCGAGAAACACGAUGAUCAUUCAAUCCAGACUCGAUACGUUGAAAAAACUGAGGAUGGCCUCAAUCAAAGAGCAGGCAGAAAACCUGAAAGGAAGGAGCAAAAGGUAGAUGGCGACAGGGCUCCUGGACAGAGGAAGAAUUGGCGCAGCGGUGAUAAUAACAGUAAUAAUAACCGGAGAAACCCGAGGGAAACUGACAGGCAGCAAGUUCCUGAGAGGCAACCUUCACCUGAAACAUGGCGUAAGCCUGUGGAAUCAUCUCAAGGUGCUGGUGGCCCACGCUACGGUAGAGCAGCUUCAGCCGUUGAACUUGCCCAAGCAUUCUCUAAAUCUGUGUCAGAUCCCAAAGUAAAUAAUGAUAGAUUUUCAGGCCAAAGGGGUUUGAACACUGGCAGGACGCAAGUGCCCUUUUCACGUCUUGUUGGUCCUACUUCAAGGCCCCAGAUCAAUGGUUAUUAAGUCUUUGGUGGAAAAUUGGGACUCAUUCGAGACCUUUGUUUUUUUCAUCUUGGAGACAGCAUUUGCUUCAUGCAAACUGUGGAAUUGCUGAACAUUCCAUGGAGUGAUUGUAGUUUAACUUAUUUUUCUCUCUUUCAUUAGCAUGAGUGAGAGAAUUAAAACUGCUGCUAGUUGCAAUGCAUUUAUUAUGACGAUGUCUAUUUACAAUCGCCAUGUUGUUUUUCUUUACCCGUAUUAUUUACAACCAAACACUGUUUUUAACUUUGUCUGGUAAUAUAAAGAAGAAAGACCAUGACUAUAGCAUGUAAUUUGUUCUUUUAAGCUUCCUCUUCUUGCUGC
Medicago truncatula (barrel medic) is the source of this 2457-nucleotide messenger RNA. RefSeq lists its product as uncharacterized. The coding region runs from base 277 to 2118 and encodes 613 amino acids. The record is from RefSeq and is a predicted model, not a curated record. Lineage: Eukaryota; Viridiplantae; Streptophyta; Magnoliopsida; Fabales; Fabaceae. Gene Ontology annotation, molecular function: mRNA binding; translation initiation factor activity. The transcript is spliced from 6 exons.